AUGGGCUUCACUGCCGCCGGGAAUGGCAUCAGCGGUCAUUACCAGGGAACUUCCCUGGGCAUGCAGAUCACGAUCGCAACCCUUGCUGGUGUCACUUGGUACAAUUCCUUCGAGCUAAUGAUUCUCCUCUUCGUCACCUUCGCGGAAUACCGGGGUCUCUACUUUUGGAGUUUAUUUAUUUCCUCCGCUGGUCUACUUCCAUACUCGUUGGGCUUCUUGCUCAAAUUCUUCAAACUCACCGACGACAUUAAAUGGUUCCCUGUCACCUUGCUCACAAUUGGAUGGUGGACCAUGGUGACCGGCCAGUCUGUUGUCCUGUACUCACGCCUACACUUGGUCCUAUCAAACCAGCGAGUCCUGCGUCGCGUGUUGAUUAUGAUCGUGGUUAACGCAAUCAUCCUCCAUUUACCCACUACCGCCCUCACCUACGGUACCAACGUGGCCAACAACACCUCCCUGUGGACAAAAGCCUACAACAUAAUGGAAAAGAUCCAAAUGACAGGCUUUUGUCUGCAGGAAUUCAUCAUCUCAGGGUUAUACAUCUGGGAAACGGUACGCAUGCUACGCUUAGACCCGGACCGUACCAAGCGCAAGAUUCAGUACCAACUACUGACGAUCAACUUCAUCAUCAUCAUUCUGGACCUGGGCCUGCUCGUCGCCGAGUACUUGGACUUCUACAUCAUGGAAACCAUGCUCAAAGGCGUCGUAUACAGCGUCAAGCUGAAGCUUGAAUUCGCCGUCCUCGGUAAACUCAUUCACCUGGUUCACAACCACGUCUGGAAACCAGAAUCUUUCUCUGCGCCACUCGACCUCCCGGAUUUCGUCGACGCAACCCGUGUGACCUCCGACGUGACCCAUGCCACCCAUAGCGCCAUCCAACGCAGACCGUCCCGGAUGGAUGCCGACGACAUCUCUAUCGCCAUGUUCGAGCAUCUACCGCCCGACCGCAUACGAACUAAUUCCGAUCUCUCCAACUCGUGGAGCAACGAGGGCCGCGCCUAUCAUGUGGAUCAUCUCCCCAUCGACUUCACCAAUCCUUUUGCCCAUUAUCCACGUUACCAAAGUCGGCGUGGAAUGCCUGAGAAACCAGGAUGA
This is a messenger RNA of Penicillium egyptiacum, 1095 nucleotides long. NCBI's taxonomy places the organism in Eukaryota, Fungi, Ascomycota, Eurotiomycetes, Eurotiales, Aspergillaceae. The record is from the annotation of a GenBank genome assembly.